Messenger RNA from Lolium rigidum, 500 nucleotides. RefSeq lists its product as uncharacterized. NCBI's taxonomy places the organism in Eukaryota, Viridiplantae, Streptophyta, Magnoliopsida, Poales, Poaceae. The record is from RefSeq and is a predicted model, not a curated record. The coding region runs from base 88 to 399 and encodes 103 amino acids. The transcript is spliced from 4 exons.
AGCAAUGGCUCUGGAGUUGCACGUCCGCAUGCUGGGCAAGAUAAAGAAAGGAGGAGCAAUGGCAACCCUGGUGAUGAAGAUGUUGUGAUGGUGAAUGAUUCACCAACAACAGAGGCAACCUGGAAAGGACUUCUAAACAAUGACAUCUAUCAUAUCUGGAAUCAUGGCCCAAAGAUUGGUGGGGGCUUUGAUUGCCGGUAUUGCCGCCUAAAGAGUAGAGGAGGUGCAACCCGCUUUAGGGAGCACCUUGCUGGUAUACCAGGUGAUGUCGGGGAGUGCCCAAAUGUUCCAAGGAAUGUUCGUGCUGCAAUGAGGGAGUCCCGGGAUGUGACAAUGCUGAGGUCUGCCCGGCUUAGGAAAGUCAAGAAGGUCAAGAACGUCAGCAGCCUCUACAAAUAAGAUAGGUUAAGAAGCCUGGGAGCAAAGCUAUGUUGCUGUUUCAUGCAAGAUGCGUGUGAGUUCAUAUUCUCGUUUUGGGACGAGUUGAAGAAUGUUUUGGG